Messenger RNA from Drosophila kikkawai, 6526 nucleotides. RefSeq names its product histone acetyltransferase 1 (gene Hel89B). NCBI's taxonomy places the organism in Eukaryota, Metazoa, Arthropoda, Insecta, Diptera, Drosophilidae. The record is from RefSeq and is a predicted model, not a curated record. Gene Ontology annotation, molecular function: TBP-class protein binding; ATP-dependent chromatin remodeler activity; DNA binding.
UCACCCUACACUAUAAAUGCAACUCGCGACGGGCGAACAUGGCUGCUGGUAAAUUGAAAAAAAUAGUAAAACUGAAAAAUAUAGUGCGGUCGGAGUGUGUUUGCAGCAGCGUGAAGCCCAAUGUUAAGUUAAAACAUUGACCGCCCACGCCCACCAACGACAAUUGCCGCGUUCUGGUAGAAUUCGCCACCGAGGCUGUGACCGCGUGUGUCAGUGUGCGAGAAAAAUCAAUGUGCGUGCGUGAGUGCGAGUGAGUGGGAAGCACUGCUGGCAAAAAGAAAUAGGCAAACGCUGCAGCAGAGCCCCUGCACCAAUACAAGCGCAAAUCGCCGUGGUAGCGCAGCAUCGAUUGUACGGUUUUAGAGAAAAAACAAAUCAAUUAGAAAAUGCAGAGCGCAUGAACUACUGUGGCAGUCCCACGAAAGCUGACUGCUGCCGCACCGGAAAGGGAAGGGAGCGAGAGGCGAGCGCAACCAUUGCCAAAGAUUAGUUACUUAGACUAGAUCGACCGAUCACAAAGCGUAUCACAAAUAACCAUUGUAUAAUGACAUCAAGGCUCGACCGUCUUUUCAUCCUACUUGAAUCCGGCUCUACAGCGGCCACACGACAGGCGGCCGCCAAACAGAUCGGCGAGGUCCAGAAGCUUUAUCCACAAGAACUACAUGCGCUGCUCAACCGGCUGGUGGGCUACCUCCACAGCUCAUCCUGGGAGACGCGCAUUGCGGCGGCCCAGACGGUUGAGGCUAUCCUGAAGCAGGUACCGCCCUGGCAGCCAGAACAGCAGCUGGUUCCGAAGAAGGAGCGCUCGGGCAACGAUGCCAACACCGCUGCCGUCGAAGAGGACAGCUGUCAAUCCAGUGGCUCCAGCUCGACGACGGCCAGCGAGCGGCUGCUGAGCUUUGACGAGUUCGACCUGCAGCACAUUUUGCACAAGGGAGCUCGCCUCAUCGGGUCCGAGGGCAACGAGUUUGAUGUCCAGGAAGAGCAGCCGGCCAGCGGCGGCGGAGCGGAGGAGCACAGUGUCGCCAGUCGCCUCAGUCGACAGCGGGCGGUGCUCAACGAUAAACUGGGUCUGACAACGGCCGCCAAGCUGGGCGUCAAUUUGACCGACAUGAUCACAGAUGAGGACGUGGCCCUGGCUAGGAGCGGCAGCAGCUACAAUGUGAAUGCCGAGAAAACGCCCGUGGAGCAAAUCCUGAACAUAAAAACAGCUGCCAAUGGGGCUGGUCAGGCGCAACUCAGCUGUAGGGAAAUGAACAGGGCCAAGCGCAAGGCCCGGCAGAAUACCACAGCCUCUGCCUCUGCCUCCUCGGUGGUCACGCCCACUUGCAGCCGGCGGAACUCAAAUAGCAACCACAGCACGGGCAGUAACCACAGCAACAACGGCGGACCCACAUCGGCCAUAUCUGCGCUGGAUGAACCAGAGAAGAAGAAACUAAAGGCGACGGAUCGUCAGGAAAUCUUCUAUAGUUUAAAUGCUGCUGUGCCAGAUGUCACGGGUACUUGGGUAGAUGCCGUAUCUUGGCCACUGGAAAAUUUCUGCUCGCGCCUCUUUAUUGAUCUCUUUCAUGCCAAAUGGGAGGUGCGCCAUGGAGCGGCCACCGCGUUGCGGGAGCUGAUUAACCAGCAUGCCCAUGGAGCGGGCAAGGCGGUACACCAAAGCCGGGAACAAAUGGAUGAAGCGCACAGCCGCUGGCUUGAGGAUGCUGCUCUGCGCCUGCUCUGCGUGCUGUGCCUUGAUCGAUUCGGGGACUUUGUCUCGGAUCAGGUGGUGGCACCGGUUCGCGAGACAUGCGCCCAAGUGCUGGGCACCCUGGUGAAAGAGAUCGAAGCGGCCAAGGUGCAGCGGAUCGUGGAUAUCCUGCUGAAGCUGAUCCAGCACAAGAACGAGUGGGAGGUGCGACAUGGUGGACUCCUGGGACUGAAGUAUGUGUUUGUGGUGCGCGAGGAACUACUGCCCGUCUACCUGCCGCUGUCCAUUAACAACAUCCUCAUCGGCCUCCUGGACGUUGUGGACGAUGUGGGAGCUGUGGCUGCGGCCACCCUUAUACCCGUCUCCUCCUGGCUGCCCAAGCUGCUGACUCCACCGCAAGUCUCAUCGAUCGUCAAGAUGCUAUGGGAUCUUCUCUUGGACCAGGACGAGCUCACAUCGGCGUGCAACAGCUUUAUGGGCCUGCUAGCUGCUAUUCUCUGCCUGCCAAAGGCCGCCAGUUGGGUGCAAAUGGAGCCCAUGGCCACGCUGGUGCCCCGCUUGUGGCCUUUCCUUUCGCACAGCACCAGCUCUGUGCGAAGGUCCACUCUGAAGACGCUUCUGACUCUGACCUCUGUCCACGAUCAAGUGAAAUUGGAGCCGAAGAAGGAGGUGGAGGAGAAGGAGGAGAACAAGGAUCAGGUCCAGGCGGAUCAGCAAAUGAUGAAGUUAAACUUUGGAGUCGGCGAUUGGAAGUGGGAGUUGUUGCAGCAGGCGUUACGUCAUAUAUACCAGCGUAUCCUGGUGGAGCCACAGGCGGAUAUCCAGGCCCUAGCCCGUCAGGUUUGGUCCAAUCUCAUCGAACAUGCUGAUCUAGGUGCCCUGCUUCACGCUGCCUGUCCGUACGUCUCCUCCUGGAUCUGCCUUUCCAUGCAGCCGCCCAGACUUGCUUUCGACCCGGGAGUGCUUAUCAAAGCCGGCGGAGAUCCUGGCACCUCUAGGAAACGAACGCCCCGCAUCGGUGACGACUUGGGCGGAGCCACAUUGGCCCACUCUAAUGCCACCCUCAAGUUGUACCUCGGCGGAAGCGAGGCGACACCCUUGGAAGUGCGAGAGGCGAACUUUAUGCGAGCGCGGAUCGCCUCAUCGCGGGCCCUGGGAGCCCUCUCCCACUACCUAGUGCAGCCGGCUCCGGGAGUGGUCUACACGCCGCAGACUGAGAGUCCCACGGAGUGCUAUACCAAGGUGCUGCUGGGUCAUCUCAAUGCCCACUCGGCUGUCCAGAGGAUAGUGUGCGGCCUGAUUAUUGCAUUUUGGGCACUGGAGGACGAGCCAGUGCGUCCAGGACCGCCCAAUCUCCAGGAGAAGCUGCACCAGUGUGUGAGCGAGUACGUCUACUACGACGAGGUGGCCGUCUCGCUGACCCGACUGCUCCAAGAAGCGCAGGACUUCAUAGCCACACUCAAGCAAAACAAGAUACCGAUCAAUGACUUUAACAACUCCAAAAUACUGACUCUGGAGCAGAUCGAAGCAGUAGCCACCACGUUGACCGAAAAUCUACGCAUCUAUCCCCUUAAACCCAAGAUGCUGGACAUGUUAGAGGAGCGGCGAAGGAGUCUGUAUUCAUCGUACCAGCAGACGACCACCGAGCAGAGUGCCUACCAUGUCAGUGCUCAGGCAGCGCUGGCCGGCGCAAUCUGUGCCCUGCACUGCCUGCCCGAAAAGCUGAAUCCAGUGGUCAAGCCACUGAUGGAGUCCAUCAAGCGGGAGCAGUGCCAGCAGCUGCAGCAGCUUUCGGCAGAGUUCCUGGUCCAUCUAAUGGAUCAGGUCUGUGAUAGAAAUCCUAGUCCAAACAACAAGAUCCUGGGCAACCUCUGCACCCUGCUGAGGAGCGAUGCCGAGCACACGCCCAUGCUGGUAAUGCCGCUUCAGACACUGCACCAGACGACGCCCUCGCCGGGGGUCACCAGCACCUGUGUCUACUACGGCAUCCUGACUCUGGCCCUGCAACAGGCGGUGGCAUCCACCAGUUCUCGGGGAGGGGGAGGCGGAGCAGCCACACCAACGACCACCACUCCUGGCCGUGGUCCCGGACGACCGCCUGCCGGCGAAGUUUUAGCCACAGCCAUCAUCGCCGCUUCCAGCGUUGAGUUGAAGCAAGCCCAGCAAGCCAAGGAGGCGGAGGCCAGGCAGUGUCGGAUCCAACGCUUGGGAGCCACCUGCGCCAUCGAGAAGCUGUGCAGCACCUUCGGCGAGCACAUAGUGGACAAGGUGACCGUUUUCCAGCAACUGAUGUUCAGCAAGGUGCCACAGUUUGUGCGGGAAAUGGACGAGUGGCGGCUGGCCAACACUCUGCCGGAGCUGGGAGCCUGCAACGAGCUGAUCACCUCCCUCCAGUUGAUCGAGACAGCCGCCCCGCAUCUGCAUACCGCCCUACACUCCCAGAUGUUCGACCUGCUGUCGCCGCUUGGAUACAUUGUUCGUCAUCCCCUGAAAGCGGUUCGCCACAUGGCCGCCCGGUGCGUUGCCGCGCUGGCGGAUAUCGAUGCCUGUUUGACGAUGCAGUUUGUGGUCCAGGACAUGGUGCCGCAGCUGGGGAAGAUCGAGUACUUGAUUGACCGGCAGGGAGCGAUGGAGGCCAUCGAACGUGUGGUUAGCCGCCUGCAGAUCAAAGUGGUGCCGUACAUCGUGCUGUUGGUGGUGCCCCUGCUGGGAGCCAUGAGCGAUCCGGAUGAGUCGGUGCGCCUACUGGCCACCCACUGUUUUGCCAAUCUUGUCCAGUUAAUGCCGCUGGAUGGCAAGGCGGAGCAACUGAAGAGCGAGCCGUUGCAGGCACGGAAGACGCGCGACCGCGAAUUCCUAGACUAUCUGUUCAACCCAAAGAGCAUUCCCGACUACCAGGUGCCAGUGCCGAUCAGCGUGGACCUACGCUGCUACCAGCAGGCGGGCAUCAACUGGCUGUGGUUCCUUAACAAGUACAACCUGCACGGCAUUCUCUGCGACGACAUGGGUCUGGGCAAGACCCUGCAGACCAUCUGCAUCCUGGCCGGCGAUCAUCUGCAUCGUCAAGCCACCAGGCAGGCCAACCUUCCCAGUUUGGUCAUCUGCCCGCCCACCCUCACGGGUCACUGGGUGUACGAGGUGGAGAAGUUCCUUACGCAGAACUCCGUCCUGCGCCCGCUGCACUACUUUGGAUUCCCGGUGGGCCGCGAGAAGCUGAGAAGCGAGAUCGGAACGAGCUGCAAUCUCGUGGUGGCCUCUUACGACACCGUGCGGAAGGACAUUGACUUCUUUAGCAGCAUUCACUUCAACUACUGCGUCUUGGACGAAGGUCACAUCAUCAAGAACGGCAAGACCAAGAGCUCCAAGGCCAUCAAGCUUCUGAAGGCCAACCACAGACUAAUACUCUCCGGCACGCCCAUCCAGAACAACGUUCUGGAGCUGUGGUCGCUGUUCGACUUCCUCAUGCCGGGUUUCCUAGGCACCGAGAAACAGUUUAUACAACGCUUCUCCCGCCCCAUUCUGGCCUCGCGGGACGCCAAGAGCUCGGCCAAGGAACAAGAGGCCGGAGUGCUGGCCAUGGAGGCGCUACAUCGCCAAGUUCUGCCCUUCCUGCUGCGCCGCGUCAAGGAGGAUGUGCUCAAGGACCUGCCGCCGAAAAUCACACAGGAUCUGCUCUGCGAAUUGAGUCCGCUCCAGCUGCGCCUCUACGAAGACUUUAGUAAUAAGCAUCUGAAAGACUGUUUGGACAAGCUGGGCGACUCGUCGACACCGGCGAGGGUGACGGAGAAUCUCAGCUCCCAGACGCACAUCUUCCAGGCGCUGCGCUACCUGCAGAACGUGUGCAACCACCCCAAGCUGGUGUUGCGACAGUCAGAGGAGCUCACCCAGGUGGCCGCUCAGCUGGCCCAAGGCAACAGCUCGCUGGACGACAUAGAGCACUCGGCCAAGCUGCCUGCACUCAAACAACUCCUUCUCGACUGCGGCAUCGGGGUCCAGACAGAGUCGGUCAGCCAGCACCGAGCACUCAUCUUCUGUCAGCUGAAGGCGAUGCUGGACAUUGUGGAGCACGAUCUGCUGCGAAGACACUUGCCCAGCGUCACGUACCUUAGGCUAGAUGGCAGUGUGCCCGCCUCCCAGCGCCAGGAUAUAGUCAACAACUUCAACAGCGACCCCAGCAUCGAUGUCCUGCUCCUGACCACACUGGUUGGUGGCCUGGGUCUAAAUCUAACGGGAGCCGAUACCGUUAUUUUUGUGGAGCACGACUGGAACCCCAUGAAGGACCUGCAGGCCAUGGACCGUGCCCAUCGCAUUGGCCAAAAGAAGGUGGUUAAUGUCUAUCGGCUUAUAACGCGAAACUCACUUGAGGAGAAGAUCAUGGGGCUGCAAAAGUUCAAGCUGCUCACCGCCAAUACGGUGGUGAGUGCAGAGAACGCCUCACUCCAGACCAUGGGCACCUCGCAAAUCUUUGACCUCUUCAACGGCAGCAAGGACAAUGCUGGCAAGCCGCAGGGCUCAGCUGUAUCCGGCUCCACUGGCGUCUCCAUGAACACCAUCAUCGAGAACCUGCCAGAGCUGUGGUCCGAGCAUCAGUACGAGGAGGAAUACGAUCUGGGCAACUUUGUGCAGGCACUAAAAAAGUAGAGACGACCGCUUCCCACUUCAAGACUUCCAGUAAAGAGUUCUUCUCUAGGCUACUUUAAAAAAGUUAAAAUGCAAACCGAAUAUCUUUAUUUUUCGGCAGCGCUUUGGGAUGUAAUUUUUCUUCUGUUCCUUUGUAAUCGCAAAACAGGAAAGUUUAGAGAUAAUUAAUAAAACAAAAGUCUAAAACUUAAA